GCUGCGUGUCUCCGCGGAUGGAGACGACCACGGGCGCCGCGCCGCAUCCUGCUGCGAACAUGGAGGCGACCCUGCACGGAGCCGAUGUCGCCGUGGUGGUCGUCUACCUGGCGUCAGUGCUCGGCGUUGGUCUGUGGGCUUCCAUCCGGGGUCGGCAUAAUUCGACGAGUGACUAUUUUCUCGGCGGAAGAAGCAUGCAUUGGGUUCUGGUUGGUGCGUCCCUGUUCGCUAGCAACGUAGGCACGGACCACUUCAUUGGCCUCGCUGGCUCCGGCGCUGCCACGGGGAUUGGCGUCGCUGGAUUUGAACUCAAUGCACUCUUCAUUGUGCUGCUGCUGGCCUGGGUCUUCGUGCCGGUGUACAUGGCAUCCGGUGUGUUCACAAUGCCGGAGUACCUCAGCAAACGAUUUGGUGGCCAGCGCAUUCGCAUCUACCUGUCUGUGCUUGCGCUCCUCAGCUACGUUUUCACCAAAAUAUCGGCAGACCUGUACGCUGGUGCUCUGUUUAUCCGGGAGUCUCUGCACUGGAAUCUUUACGCCUCCAUUGCUGUACUGCUGGGCAUCACAAUAAUCUCAACUGUGGGAGGUGGUCUGUCAGCCGUUCUCUGGAUUGACUUCGUCCAGGCCGUCAUCAUGGUGGCUGGCGCUUCCGUCUUAGCUGUGCUGGCUUUCGUGGAGGUUGGCGGGUAUACCGCCCUGCUGGAGAAGUUUGGCGCCCUGGCAAGAGAGGCCAACACGAGCUGCAACGCUGUGCCGAAUAACUACAUGCACUUAUUCCGAGGAGCUAAUGACCCCAGCCUUCCGUGGCCCGGCAUGACCAUCGGGCUCACCAUCAACGCCGUAUGGUACUGGUGCUCUGACCAGGUCAUCGUGCAACGGUCGCUGUCCGCCAAGAACCUGUCCCACGCCAAGGCCGGGAGCAUUUUGACUGGCUACCUGAAGACGCUGCCCCUGUUUCUGAUGGUGUUUCCUGGAAUGGCGGCACGCGUGCUGUUCCCCGAAGUUGUGGGCUGCUCCGACCCGGAGCUGUGUCAAUCCUAUUGCGGCAAUGCGCGCGGCUGCACAAACGUGGCCUAUCCGCUACUCGUGCUGCGCCUCAUGCCAGCCGGCGGAAGGGGCCUCAUGAUGUCCGUGAUGACAGCCUCGCUGGUGGCCAACUUGGCUUCCAUCUUCAACAGCGCAUCCACUCUCUUCACAAUGGACCUGUGGAACAGCAUGCGGCGUCAAAAGGCAUCCGAGCAGGAACUUAUCAUUGUUGGCAGGUGUUUCAUAGUGCUGCUGGUCGUAGUAAGCAUCCUGUGGAUCCCCGUGAUCGAGGUCUCCUCCGGCAGCCAACUGUUCGACUACAUCCAGAGCGUCAGCAGCUUCCUGGCCCCGCCUGUGUGCGCUGUCUACGUGCUGGCCAUCAGCUGGUCACGUGUCAACGAGCAAGGUGCCUUCUGGGGUCUCAUGGUUGGUCUGGCGGCUGGUCUAGGCCGCUUUGCUUGGGAAUACUCAUACGCGCUGCCCCCCUGCGGCUUCCCGGACCCUCGGCCCAAGGCAAUCACUCGCGUUCACUACCUGCACUACGGCUGCUUGCUAUUUGUAUUCACCACAGCAGUCUGCACCAUCGUCUCGCUAUUCACAGAACCCAUACCUAAAGAUAGGCUGUACCGGCUCACCUUCUGGACGGUCCACAGCACUGAACACAGGGUGGAUCUGGAGCCGCUUCCCAAGGAAGAGACCCCCGAAAGACACAGAUCGCCGGAAACAGCAUCGGUGCCUGGGGUAGCAGCUGAGAAGACAUCGUUCUGUGAGUUCUUGCUCUGGGCUUGCCGUGCUGCCGAGAGCUCCCGAGAGCCACCACCGCGCUUGAGCCCAUCCCAGGAAGCAGCCCGUGCAGCGGAGGCAGUACGCGAGGACGACGUUCCACGCAGUCUGUGCAUCGUCAACGGACUCGUACUGCUUGUCAUAGCUGGAUUUAUCAACGGCUACUACGCCUGAGGACAGCGCACGUUCUCUUUUAUCUACGCACACAUGAGGCCCUAAUGAAGCGCUUGUGUUCUUUGACGUUUCGACACUAUGUGCCUCUUCAUUAAGGCGCAUUCUUUUCUUUUUUUGCUGUGCUCCACGUGGACACGACGAGCACUCUUGCAUGGUUUAAAUUUUACAGGC
Messenger RNA from Dermacentor silvarum, 2153 nucleotides. Its product is annotated as sodium/glucose cotransporter 4-like. The coding region runs from base 18 to 1982 and encodes 654 amino acids. The transcript is spliced from 13 exons. Gene Ontology annotation, biological process: transmembrane transport. The record is from RefSeq and is a predicted model, not a curated record. Gene Ontology annotation, cellular component: plasma membrane. Lineage: Eukaryota; Metazoa; Arthropoda; Arachnida; Ixodida; Ixodidae. Gene Ontology annotation, molecular function: D-glucose:sodium symporter activity.